CCGAGCCCGUGUGGUCUCUCGCACUCUGUUGCUAAGGAAAUAAUGGCUCGAUCGGCUCCGCGGUCCGGGCUGACUCGUCCUCCUCGCCGCCCCAGCAGCGCUGCCGUCUCUCAGAGUGCGCCUGUGUGUGUUUACGGGAAUCACUGCGAACAACGUGACGCGCCAGCUCUGCACCAGCCGGGGAUGAGGUCCAAAAGCAGCGGGGUGGAUAACCCAGCCAAUGGGGUACUUGGGGUUCCACAGGGUGACCGUGACAUCUGCCAAGAACAGGAAGUGAGCCUGCCCGUGAAGAGCCUGAAGGCUAAGGUCCAGCAGAAAGAGGGUGAGGAAAAAGUGGAGGUCGAGGUGAUCUCUGACAAAGAGUUGGAUUCCACAGAGGCUGGAGAUAACACACGGAACAUCAUGGACCUGUCUAAAGAGGACCUGCUGACACUGCUGGGAAUCAUGGAAGGAGAGAUUCAGGCCAGAGAAGAUGUUAUCUGCAUGUUGAAGUCCAAACAGAGUUCCCCAGAAGACCUUGAGUCGAGGUAUGGCUCUGCAGUCCCUGUCCCGGCCCUCCGGGCCCUUCAGAGAGACAGCGUCAUCACAGGCACCAAGCCACACAACCACAGCGUCUACCAGAAGCCUAUGGCUGAGCUGGAGCGUCUGCAGGAGAAGCACAAGGAGACGUACCGGCGGAUGCUGGGUCAGUUGCUGCUCGCAGAAAAGUGCCACCGGCGAACGAUCCACGAGCUGGACACCGAGAAAAGGAAGCACGCCGACUACAUGAACAAGAGCGACGACUUCACCAACCUGUUGGAGCAGGAGAGAGAACGACUGAAGAAGCUGCUUGAGAACGAGAAAGCUUACCAGGCCAGGAAGGAGAACGAGCACGCCAAACGUCUGGCCAAAGUGCGCGAGGAGCUGGUCAAACUGAAGUCUUUCGCCUUGAUGCUGGUCAAUGAGCGGCAGCAGCACCUGGAACAGAUAGACCAACAGAGCCAGCGGGUCCAGGAGCUCGGCCAGCAGCUGCAGCAGCGUGAGCAGGCUCUAAGUGAAGCCGGGCAGCAUGCUCAGGAGGAUGGACACAGGGUGCUGAGCCUGGAGGCUGAGCUUAAAGAGAAAUCUGACAAGCUCACCCAGCAGCACGAAGACAUGAGUACCAAGCUAGCCAGUCAGGAGCUUCUCAGUCGUCAGCUAAAUGCCAAACUUUUGGGGCUCACGCAUAAGGUCAAGGAGCUAGAAGAAAGCAACAGAGCACUGAAGAAAUCUGAGGAGGAACUACAUGAGCUAAGGGAGAAGAUCAGCAAAGGAGAGUGUGACAACUCCAACCUGAUUGCUGAACUUGAAAACCUGCGAAAACGAGUGCUGGAGAUGGAAGGAAAGGAUGAGGAGAUUACUAAAACAGAAAAUCAGUGUAAGGAGCUCAGGAAGAGGCUAGAAGAGGAGGACGGUAAGCGUAAAGACCUCAGGCUGGAAGUGGAGAAACUCCAAAAAAGAAUGAUGGAGUUAGAAAAACUGGAGGGAGCUUUUAGCGUUAGCAAAGCAGAGUGCGCACAGUUACACGGUGCUCUAGAAAAAGAGAAGAGCCUGACCAAAGAGCUUUCAGAAGAAGUCGUAGCUCUCAAGAUUCGUAUGAAAGAGCUUGAAUCGACUGAGCUCAAGCUGGAAAAGUCUGAGCUGAGCCUUAAGGAUGACCUCAGUAAGCUUAAGUCACUGACUGUAGCUCUAAUGGAAGAACGAAAGACCCUGAUGGAAACCGUGAAGUCCUGUGAGGAGAAAAAGGACGAUUUAAGCAAAAUGGUCAAAGCUGAGCAGAAUAAGGUUAUGGAAGUAACAGAGAAACUAAUAGAAGAAAGCAAAAAGCUCCUAAAAUUGAAAUCAGAGAUGGAAACCAAAAUAGAGACUUUGACCAAUGAAAAGGGGGAGCUUAGCACUAAGUUAGCUUAUGAAAUUGAUAAAACUAAGGAUCUUAGUUCUAAAGUCAACCAAAUGAAAAAGAAGUUAGAUGGGUUUGAGCAAGCAGAAAAAGUUUCUGCGAAGAAUUCAGUGAAAUGUGAAAUGCAGAGAAUAUCUGACCCCAUCAGCAGAGAGGACAACAAAGUCAAGGAACUGACAUUUGAGAUUGAACACCUGAAAAACCGCCUCAAGCAACUUGAAGUGGUAGAGGGAGAUCUCAUGAAGACCGAGGAUCAGUACGAUGUGCUGGAGAAAAAGUUCAUGAGUGAACAGGACAAAGCCAGCAUCCUGUCCCAGCAGGUGGAGGAAAUGAGGAAUCAGAUAGCGAGGAAUAAAGCAAUUGAGAAAGGAGAGGAGGAAAGUCAGGAAGAAGAUCUGCACCAGCGUUGCAAGAGAGAGGAGGCCAAAACCAGGGAACUGCAAGCCGAUGUGGUGGCCCUCAAGGAGAAGAUCCACGAACUGAUGCACAAAGAAGAUCAGCUUUCUCAGCUCCAAGUGGACUUCUCAGUCCUGCAGCAGAGGUUCUUGGAAGAGGAGGAGAAAGCCAAGAACAUGAGCACUGAAGUUUUCCAUCUCACCAAAGAACUGGAGAUGGCAAAGCGUCAAAGCCGAGCGCUAAGGCCCAGCUUAAAUGGGAGGAGAAUCGUGGAUGCGGCUGUAACAUCCACUGGAGUGCAGACAGAAGUGUCAUCCUCUGGGCCAGCAGAGGAGGAUACCCCAGCUGGGUUCAUCAGAAAGUCUGUUCAAGAAGAAAAUCACAUCAUGAACAACCUAAGACAGAAGUGCCUGAAGAAGCCAACAGAAAAAAGCAGUGCUGUUGAGCGUUGCCCUUCAUCUAGCAGCGACUUAGGCAUCAAGAGAUCCUGGAUUCCUUGGAUGAGGAAAAAGGACCACAGCCCUCAAGAGACCAACCUGGAAAAGCCUCUGCACAAUGGAGAUGGUUUCUCCUCUGAACUGACCAUGCCCCAAAAGCAAGGACAGCCUUUACACAUCCGAGUGACUCCAGAUCACCAAAACAACAUGGCAACUCUUGAAAUCAGCAGCCCAACUGCUGGGAAUGUUUUCUCUAGCUCAGCUCCCCUCAGCCCCAGUCCAUCUCAACCCAAAUCCAGAAUCACAAUCAUUCCCACCUACUCUGCUCCGACCCAACGGAGGAAGUCCCCCGCUGGAUCUCAGGGCCCUGAAAGGGCCAAGUCUCCAGUCACCGUCACAACUACAUCUAGAGCCAAGUCUCCAGAAAGCAGUCGAGCCUCCUCCACUAACUCAGGAAGACCCUUGUCCCCUGUCUCUAUCAUGACAGUGAGCACAGCGGUGGCGUGCAGAGCAUCUGCCUCCCCGGAGCCUCAGGAGAUGACCAUGGGCCGAGCCGUGUUCAGGGUUACCCCUGAGAAGCAGAUGGUCCCAUCGCCUGUACGAAAAGGGCACAGCAGCACGAGUAUCAUCACCACCACCGAUGACAACAAGAUCCACAUUCAUCUAGGCAACAGCCCAAAGAUGGUAGUCCGGCCGGUGGCUGCUGUAACAGAGAGCAAGGAAAUGACCUUAUCAACUGGGACGGUUCUGCGCUCGCCUCGCCAAAUCACGACCACCGCCACCAGGAGCACGCAGAGUAAAGUGAUGAGCAGCAUUACAAUUUCCCCUGUUACGUCCUCCUCUUCCAGAACUACACCGAGCACGACCGGGCACGAUGCCCAGCCUCCGCGCACAGGGCUGACCCGCAUCCCAAUGUCCAAGAGCCUGAAGAUGGGAAAGGCUACGCUGGGAUCCCCGGGGGUCUCGGGCGGCGUGAAACUGGAGUCACGGGCUGAGAGUCAGUCUGUGAGGAUAGAAGUUAAGAAAUCCGCCAUGAACAGCAACACUUUACAAAGUGGAGGGAAAGCCUGAAACAAGCUUUGGUGUUCCAGUACAGCUCAACUAUAGUUUACAAGGCAUUUCUCUUUUUUCUAAUGAAAUAGCAGAUUGAUUUUGUACUUUUUAUAAAGCAUUUUCUACUUCUCUGCUUCUUAUUUUCUGCCACUUAGACUGAAACAUAUCCAUGUUGGUGUGUGUUGUGAUGGGCAUUUGGGUAAAAUAUUAUCUCAGACUCUGCUGCUACUGACGGCUUCUGGCUUGGGUGGAUAUUUGACCUAUAAGGAGUUUCUUUACUAAGACACAUUAUACAUAAAAAUACAUGAUUAAAAUGGUGGUUUAUUUCCUCACUAAAGGAUUUGUACUGAAACUAUUGUAAAUAAAUAUGAAAUUAGAAGGAAGCGCGGUGUGCUUAUUUAUGU
Messenger RNA from Archocentrus centrarchus (flier cichlid), 4208 nucleotides. RefSeq names its product filamin-A-interacting protein 1-like. Bases 43 to 3822 code for a protein of 1259 amino acids. The transcript has 6 exons. The record is from RefSeq and is a predicted model, not a curated record. NCBI's taxonomy places the organism in Eukaryota, Metazoa, Chordata, Actinopteri, Cichliformes, Cichlidae.